Messenger RNA from Chironomus riparius, 5663 nucleotides. The record is from the annotation of a GenBank genome assembly. NCBI's taxonomy places the organism in Eukaryota, Metazoa, Arthropoda, Insecta, Diptera, Chironomidae.
CUCAUCCUAAAAUGAUCAAUAGACGAUUUAAGAAGCUUUUUUUUGCUUUAUUUUGCAUUUUCUUCCUUUACUUUUUUGUAAAAUAUGGAUUUGAGCAGAAGGAUGAAGUAGAGUCAGUGUUUGGACAGAGUUUGGAUAGAAACUUUGAAAGGAUUCGUUCAAAAAAGCAUCGAGAACCCCAUUCAAGUAGUGAGAUAACCGCGGACGUUGCUAUUUGGAAUGCAGUUGAGAAGCAAUCACCUACAACUGAAAGUCGAGAUGACAAAAUUUUGAAAGAAUUUUUGGAAAGGACAAAAGCACCAGAAGUAAAAACUGCUCAGCCAGCAGUCAAUAACUUGCAAGGUUUAAUUCAAAAGCACAGGAAAAACAAUCGAGACAGUAUCCAAAAUAGUCCUAAAAUUGACAAAAUUGACAUAAAUAAUAUUAAUAAGGCAGAUAUUGACAAGAUUGUUGACGAGCUUAUGGCAAAAUUCAAGACUGAAAAUCCUGAAAAGAAAACUGAAUUUAAAAAACCAGCUGAGAAGAAAAUGUACGAAAAAUUUACAUCCGCUGAAAACAAAAAUGACUCUAAAGAUGACAUAAAACCAGAAGAAGUUGUUCAAUCCGAAAUUGCCACAAUUUCUCAAAUAAAAUCAGAACCUGAAGAAGAACUUGGUGAAGUUGACAACCAGGAAGCUAUAAACAACAAUGUUAAAGACCAAGAACCAAAACUAGACAAAAAGAAUGAUUCACAAGAUCCAGCAUUAAUGAAACAACCUGAACAGGAAGAACUAGAAAGAAUUGAGCAAAAACAACUAGAAACCGAAAAAUCCACUGAUUUAACAAACUCUACCAAACCAGAAAAAUCAAAAGAAUCACAAGAAAAAUUAGCAGUCAUACCCGAACCAGAACCCCCAUUCCUACGAGAUAUAAAAAUAGAUUUAGGUGAACUUGGCAAGCCUGUCACACUUCCACCUGAUUUACCUGAUAAUAUCAAACAAUUAGUCGACGACGGCUGGAAACAGCAUCAAUUCAAUGAGUAUAUUUCAAGCUUAAUAUCCGUGAAAAGAAGUUUAUUAGAUUUUCGCUCAGAUUACUGUCAUGACAAUCACAAAAGCUAUAUGAAAGACCUGCCACCCGUUUCAAUUAUUAUUGUGUUCUAUAAUGAGGCAUGGAGCACAUUGUUACGCACAAUUCAUUCAGUGAUUGAUCGGACUCCGGCCAAACUCAUUAAGGAAAUACUUUUGGUUGAUGAUUAUUCGGACAUGCCGCAUUUGAAAACACAAUUGGAUGAUUAUGUUAAGGAAUCGGAAUUUGAAGAGAUUCGAGUGCUUCGAAAUGCUAAACGAGAGGGAUUGAUUCGAUCACGUAAUAGAGGAGCGAAAUAUGCUAAAGCGAAUAUUUUGGUGUUCCUUGAUUCACAUAUUGAGUGUACGAAUGGAUGGCUUGAACCGUUGGUCGAUAGAAUUGCAAGCAAUAAAACAUCAAUUGCUGUUCCUGUCAUUGAAAGAAUUGAUGAUGAGACAUUUGAGUUGCAACCUAAAGAUAGGUCUCAAUUUGUGUCACUUGGUGGUUUUGGAUGGAACUUACAAUUCCGAUGGUUUUAUAUGAAAUCUACAGCUAGAAAACAUCCAGAUGCACCAAUUAGUUCACCAACUUUAGCUGGUGGCUUAUUUGCGAUUUCUACAGAAUUUUUCAAGCGUGUAGGAAUGUUUGACCCGGGUUUAGAGCUUUGGGGUGGUGAGAAUCUUGAAUUAAGUUUCAAAACAUGGAUGUGCGGCGGUCACAUACAAAUGAUUCCAUGUUCUCACGUUGGUCACGUCUUUCGUAAAAAGUCACCAUACGAAUGGUCAAGUGAUGUUGAUAUAUUCAGAAAGAACAGCAUGAGAGUGGCAAAUGUUUGGAUGGAUGAUUUUAUUAAGUUUUAUAAAUCAGCUACUGGACCUGAUGACAUGGAUUAUGGAGAUAUUAGUGAUCGAGUUAAAUUACGCAAUGAUCUUGAAUGCAAAAGCUUUGCAUGGUACUUAAAGAAUGUUUAUCCAGAACAAAGCAUUCCAUCUGACCAAGUUGCUUAUGGACAAAUUCAAAAUUUCGGUUACAACAAAACGAUGUGCUUGGAUGGAAAAGCUGAUAAAGCAACUCCAUUCAUGACUGUCUUCAAGUGUCAUGGCAAAGGAGGCAAUCAAUUUUGGGAAUAUAAUGGAGAAAUUUAUAGAGACAAUUAUUGUGUGACAUAUGAAGCUCAUGAUUUAAUGACGAAACAUUGUCGAAAAUCUGAUAAGCAACAAAUUAAUGAUGAUGAAUUAAGUACAAAGAAGGAUGAAUUAAUCUCAAGAGGAUUAAGAAUUUUGGAAGCAUUAGAAUAUGAUAUUUAUACAAUAAAACCUCCAGUGAAUAUAUUCGGUGAAAAUGUGAGUGUUGGGGAGUUUGGUGAGGCUGUAGUCUUACCAAAAGACAUUCCAAUAGAAAUCAGAAAGCUUGUUGACAAAGGAUUUAAGGAUCAUUCAUUCAAUCAAUAUUUAUCCGACAUUAUAUCUGUCAAUAGAACACUCAAAGACGGCAGAACUGAAUAUUGUAAGAGCAGUGCUAAAAAUUAUUCAAGUUUACCAAAAACAUCUGUGAUUGUGACAUUUCAUAAUGAGGCAUGGUCAACAUUAUUGAGAACGAUUCAUUCAAUAUUGAAUCGUUCGCCAGAGCAGUUGAUUGAGGAAAUUCUGUUGGUUGAUGAUUUUUCGACUAUGGACCAUCUCAAGCAGCCUCUCGACCGCUACAUCAAAAAGAUCCCAAAAGUCAAAAUCAUCCGCUGUGAAGAAAGGAAGGGCUUAAUAAAAGCCAGAAUCAUUGGAGCAGUAGCUGCAAAAGCACCAACAUUAACAUUUCUAGAUUCCCAUGUAGAAUGUACAAUUGGAUGGCUUGAACCUUUACUAGAAAGAAUAUCAAAAGAUUCAACAAAUGUUGCAGUUCCAGUGAUUGACAUGAUUGAUGAUAAAACUUUUGGAUAUGACUGGCUAGAUGCAACAGUUACUCCAAUUGGUGGAUUUGAUUGGAGAUUGACAUUCAAGUGGAUAUUAGAUACGAAGCCAAGAUCAAAUCCAUCACUUCCAGUAAAGUCACCGACUAUGGCUGGUGGAUUGUUUUCAAUCGACAAGGCAUUUUUUGAACGUUUAGGAAUGUACGAUCCAAAUUUUGACAUUUGGGGUGGUGAAAAUCUAGAAUUAAGUUUUAAGACAUGGAUGUGUGGUGGGACACUUGAGAUUAUUCCAUGCUCACAUGUUGGACAUAUUUUUAGAGAAAAAUCACCUUAUGUAUGGAGACCCGGUGUCAAUGUGGUACGGAAGAAUUUAAUUAGAAUGUCACAAGUAUGGAUGGAUGAGUACGCGCAAUUUUAUCACAUGAGAAUUCAUGCAAGUGAGAAUGAUUUGGUUGAUGUCAUGGAACGAAAGCUUCUUCGCAAGCAACUAAAUUGUCAUGACUUUAAAUGGUACCUGAAUAACAUCUAUCCAGCACAAAUUGAUCCAUCGAAAGCACUAGCUCAAGGAAAACUAAGAAAUAAAGUCAAUAAAAAGUGCAUUGAAGUAGAAUCGUCAGCUGUCAGGCUUGAAAUUUGUUACAAAAAUCGUGACAGUCAAUUUUUAUUAUUAAGUGAAGACAAUGAGUUACGCAGGGAUAACUUGUGCUUGUAUUAUACGAAAGGAAAAGUGUCGAGCAGCUAUUGUAUUAGAAAUUUAAAGGGAAGCAAUUGGAGUUAUUUGACAUCAUCAAAUCAAGUCUUUCAUAAUGCUACAAAUAAAUGCUUAACGGUUGACAAUGAUAAUGGACUUAAAUUAGACGAAUGUGAUUCAUCGAUUAUGCGGCAGAGAUGGUCAUUUGAUUGGGAGUCGUUUAUGGAAAAUCAAAUAAAGUCAAGAAAGUUUUCAAAAAAUCCAGAAGAUGACUUUUCAGUCACGAAUCAGCCACGAGUGGUGUCAGAUGUAGUUGUUCAGGAAUUUCUUCAAAAAAUUGAAUCUAAAGAACUUCAUGAGAAUCUCAUAGACAACAAAAUUGAAACUCAAGCUGUACAAAUAAGAAAAAUAAUUUCAACAGUCUCUCCAGACAUUUACACUCGACUUGGCUUAACGCUCAAUGCCGGUGAACACGGUGGUGGAAUUAAACUUGGAGCUGAUGUUCCGAAAGAUAUACAAACAAUAGUCAACGAUGGAUGGCGACGUCAUGAAUUUAAUGAACUUGUGUCUGAUAUAAUUUCUCUUAAUCGUUCAUUGCCAGACCCAAGGUCGUUCUACUGCAAGAAUGUUCAAUACUCACAAAAUUUACCAAAAACAUCUGUUAUUGUAAUAUUUCAUAAUGAAGCAUGGUCGACUUUAUUGAGAACUGUUCAUUCGGUUAUUAAUCGGUCUCCCGAUCAUUUAAUUGAGGAAAUUCUGUUGGUUGAUGACUUUUCGAAUAUGGAUCAUCUCAGAGAACCUUUAGAAGUCUACAUGUCUCAGUUCUCAAAAGUGAAAAUUCUUCGUACAGAGCAACGCGUUGGAUUAAUAAAAGCUAGAAUUCAUGGAACAUUAGCAGCUAAAGGUCAGACAUUGACAUUCUUAGAUUCUCAUGUUGAAUGUGCUGAUGGAUGGCUUGAGCCAUUGCUAGACAGAAUUGCAAAAGAUCCAAAUUCAGUAAGUUCACCAGUGAUUGAUGUAAUUGAUGACAAUACCUUUGCAUUUAGCUAUCAAGAUGAUUUUGGACUUCAAGUCGGUGGAUUUGAUUGGGAAAUGACGUUUGACUGGCACAUGAUACCCGAAAGAGAGCGAAAAAGAAAGAAGAAUCGAUCAGAUCCAACAAGAACACCAACAAUUGCAGGCGGAUUAUUUACAAUAGACAAAGAAUUCUUCUUAAAAUUAGGAACUUAUGAUCCAGGCUUUGAUAUUUGGGGUGGUGAAAAUCUAGAAUUGAGUUUUAAGACAUGGAUGUGUGGUGGAACACUUGAGAUAAUUCCAUGCUCACAUGUUGGACAUGUUUUUAGAAAGAAAUCACCUUACAAGUGGCGACCUGGUGUUGAUGUCAUUAAAGUUAAUUUAGUAAGAUUAGUGGAAGUGUGGCUUGAUGAGUAUGGAAAGUAUUAUUACAUCAGAAGAGGAUCUGACAAAGGAAAUUUUGGUGACAUAAGUGAUCGAGUAAAACUCAGAAAGGAUUUAAAUUGUAAAAGCUUCAAGUGGUACCUUGAAAAUGUUUAUCCAGAGAUGAUUAUUCCUGACAAUCUUGCUGAAGGUUGGGUCAAAAAUUUGAAAUUUCCACAUAAGUGUUUAGACUUAAAUGUACAAGAAAGCGAGUCAAAAAGCUAUUUACAAAGCUAUUCCUGCCAUAAUCAAGGUGGAAAUCAAUUCUUCGAAUAUACAAAAAAUUUAAACCUUAGAAAAAGUGGUCGGUGCUUAGAGUACAAUGCAGAAUCUAAAGAAUUAGUAUAUUAUCCAUGCCACAACCAGAAAGGCAAUCAGGAAUGGAUAUACAAAUUAGAAACCAAACAAUUAAUUAAUAAAUUAUCAAAUAAUUGUUUAGUCAUGAAAUUUAAUCAGGAAUUAAAUCAUCCAGCUAGUCCAACAGUUGAAGAUUGUGAUCCAAGCAGUGAAAAUCAGAAGUGGGAGUUUCAAUAUGUAUAUAAAGAUAAAUUCAACUUACAAAAUUUUUGAUGAUAGAAAAUAAAU